Messenger RNA from Musca vetustissima, 2226 nucleotides. RefSeq names its product mediator of RNA polymerase II transcription subunit 15 (gene MED15). Gene Ontology annotation, biological process: regulation of DNA-templated transcription. Gene Ontology annotation, molecular function: transcription coregulator activity. Lineage: Eukaryota; Metazoa; Arthropoda; Insecta; Diptera; Muscidae. Bases 1 to 2226 code for a protein of 741 amino acids. The record is from RefSeq and is a predicted model, not a curated record. The transcript has 7 exons.
AUGGCCGAAGAUUGGCAGUCCCAGAAAUUUCGGCAAAAUGUCAUUAACAAAAUCAAUGAAAUGCUGCAGAAUACCAGUCAGGAUGGUUCCAAGAAUGCGGGCGUUAUGGAAAAUCACAUAUUCAAGAAAUCCAAAACCAAGGAUGAAUAUUUGGGUUUGGUGGCAAAACUGUUCAUGCAUUUCAAAGAUAUACAAAGACGCCCCCAACAGGCCCCACCACCAAAUGCUGAAAUACCACAACAGAAUAUGAUGCAAGAUCCGCUGAAUGCUUUGCAAACCUUGGCCAGCCAGGGUAAUCGUAAUCCCCAAAUGAUGUCAAUGCCAGGUGGGCCGAAUGCCCAACAAGGUGCCGGGCCGAGUGGUCCAGUGCCGGCCUCAAAUCUUUUGCAGACCUUGAAUCAACAACGCCCUGGCCAGCAAAUGCAACAGAUGCAGGGCCUGCGGCCCCAAAUGGCAAUGGGUGCUGUGGGUCCGGGUCAGCAGCAGGGCAACAUUGGUGGUCCGGGGCAGCAGCAAAUGAUGGGCGGCCCAAUGGGUGUGCAAAUGAACGUUAUGGGUGGACCUAAUGUGGGGCCCAAUCAGCAGAUGGUGGGUAAUGCACAAAUGGGUGGUCCCACGGGUGGACCGGGUGGUGUUGGUGUCGGCCCUGGUGGUCCCCAAGGCAUGCCUGGGCAAAUGAAUCAAAUGGGUGGCCCUGGAACCGUGGGUCCCAUGGGUCCAAAUGCUGGACCGGGUGGGCCAAAUCAAAUGCAGAUGAGCAUGCAACAUCCUCAACUAAAUCAAAUGAUAAAUGCACGUAUGAAUCAGGGUGGCCCGGGAGGUCCUAUGAAUGUGGGUGGUCAUGCCGGCCCAAAUCAGGGCAUGCAGGGAAUGCCGCCUAAUAUGCAGCAGAAUCAAGCUGGCGUGGGUGGAGCUGGAGGUGGACCCAUGCAUAUGGGUAAUAUUGGUCCGGGAAAUGCGGCCCAAGGUCAGGGACCAGGUCCCAUGGCCAAUAAUGCCGGGCCACAAGGCAAUCUCAAUCAAAUGUUGAAUAUGGCUCCUGGCAUGCAAAAGAAUCCCAAUAUAACUCUCGGACAGGGUCAACAAAUCUUCAAUGUAAAUCGUGGUGUUGUGGGCCAACAACAAUUCCUACGGCAAAGUCCCUCACCCAGUACGCAACAACAAAUGCAACAACAAGUUGUAAAUAAUCAACAACAACAAAUGCAACAGCAGCAACAACAACAGCAACCAAAUCAAAAUGUUGUACCCCAAAAUACUUUGGCAAAUUCUCAAAUGAUACCCAGUCCGGCCUUGGUACCCACCUCUAGCCCACAAAUGGCCGGGAUGAUGCAAAAUCCCAAUCAGCGGCAACAAAUGCGUCAAUCACCUAGCCAAUCGAUUAAUACACCUGGUCAAGUGACUCAAAACAGUCCCUUCAAUCCACAAGAGGAUCAAUUAUAUCGUGAGAAAUAUAAACAACUAACGAAGUAUAUAGAACCACUCAAGAGGGUUGUCGACAAGCUACGCAUUGAUGGUGGCAAUGCUGAGAAUUAUCGUAAAAUGAGUAAGCUAUUGGAAAUUCUUACCAAUCCCGCACAGCGGGUAUCUUUGGAGACGCUAUUGAAAUGUGAAAAGGUUUUGGAAAAUACCGAUAUGAAAUCCUAUUCGGAUCAGUCGUUUGGGAAAUCUUCAAACCCCUUGAUGGAAGUCAUAACGGCCACCUUGCAAAGUCCCUUGGCCAAUCACACCUUGUAUCGCACCUUUAGACCUAGUCUGGAAUUGCUUUUUGGCACCGAUAUUGCCGCACCACCAGCCAAAAUGCCAAGACCAGCAGAAAAACCCGCAAAGGGUGAUUUAGAAAUUCCGCAUGUCUUGCAGGGUGAAAUAGCUCGUUUAGAUCAAAAAUUCAAGGUUAGCUUGGAUCCGGCAGCCCAGAAUAACCCGAAAUCGAUAAAAUUGAUUUGUUGUCUGGAUGAUAAGAAGUUGCCUUGUGUACCACCGGUUAGCAUUAAUAUACCGGAGGAUUACCCCUGGUCAUCACCUGAAUGUUCCCUAAUCGAACAUGAUUAUUCGGCUACGCCAUUUUUAAAUGCCGUACAAAAUGCUUUGGUGGCACGCAUUGCCAAAUUACCCAAACUCCAUUCGUUGUCGCAUUUAUUGGAUACAUGGGAAAUGUCUGUGCGUCAGGCUUGCUCACCCAAUGCCGCAAAACCUAUCUGCGAAUUUACCGCUCUACUGGGAAUGUAA